UUUUAUUAAUUUUUAUUCAGAUUAUCUAAAAAUUUAUUAAAGUAAUGCAGUCAAUGUUGAAGCACGAAAAACUAUUACCUACUCAAGGAUUAAAACAGGUGAAAGUUGACAAUUGGGGUACAUUCUUUUUACAACGAUUAUUACAGUUAUAUUUCAAUGAAGAAUUAUUAGAUUUGAAUAUCAAGUUUCAUUCAAGCAAUAAUGUAUUGAAGGUGCAUAGAUUAGUUGUUACUACAUGUACUGAUUAUUUUAUUCAACUUGAACGUGAACAGAAUAAGAAUAAUUCUAAUAAUGACGUUAUUAUUAUGCCAUCGGAUAUGCCUUUUGAAUGUGUUAAAUCUAUUGUAAGUUUUAUGUAUACUGGGCAACUUGAAUAUUGGAGUUCUGAGCAGAAUGCGUUAUAUCGUACAGCACAAAAAAUGAAUAUGUCAGUACUUAUAAAAUUAUUAGAUACACAGAUAACUAAUAAUAUUCUAGAAAAUAAUUCCGAACAAAAAGAUUUUAAUAAAUCAACUACUUCAGUCUCGGAAUUAAUUCCAAAUAGAAAACUGAAUACAAUUUCACCUACCCAAUCUCUUCCGGGAAAAAAAUUACCUGUUUGGAAACGAAAACUUGAUACUGAAACUACAAUGAUAGUCACUAAGCAUACAUUACCUUCAUAUAAUUCAGAAAGUGGACGAUAUUCAUUUGAAAAUAAUUGCGGUCCGUCACGUUUUGAUGUUCCAGAAAUGGAAGACUUGACACUCGGUGUUUUUUCUUCAUUUGAUGAUAUAACUUAUAAUACAAAACCUAUUGCACAAGCACCAGAAAAAACAAAUGAUGAAAAUAAAACAAAUAUUAGAUUUUCAAAUAACAAUAUAUCGACAAUGUUUUUAUCGUUUAAUGGCGAUGACAAUUGUAUAAAAUUACAAAAUCGAAGAAAUGAUAGUUCUGAUGACGAUUGGACUCAAGCUGAAUUUGAUUCAAGUUCCGAAAAUACUAAAAAUUUUCCAAUUAAAAAAGUACGAUUUAAUUUAGAUGAAAAAGAAAACGUUAAAAAAUCUGAAAACGAUUUCAUUUCAUCAAAUACUACGUCUGUGGAUUCUGUCGAUAAUCAUGCUAAAAUUAUACGUGAGGUUUUAAAAAAAUAUCCUCAUUUGGUUCAACAUAAUAAAAAUAUUCGAUUAAAAAUCAUGCAAAAAGAAUCAAAAAAUUCUGAAUGCUCUGUGCCUAGUAAAACAAAGGUUUCUUACCUUGUUUUAAAAUCGGAUUCUUUAAUGAUAAAUACUACUGAUAGGUUAAAUUCAUCUAAAAGUAUUAAUGCUUUCAAUUCCGACAAUAAUGAAACUGGUCCAUGGAAAUGUAUAAAAUGUAACUUGGAUGAAAAAUAUACAAAUUAUUUCAUGUACAGACGGCAUAUGCAAGAUGUUCAUGGAGAAAAGUUUGAUUCUCGUAUUUGCGAAUAUUGUGGAUAUAAAGCAACUAAACGAAAUAUUUUGUUGUAUCAUAUGUAUACUAAACAUAAUGUGUCUCGAAUAAAAAAUACAUCAUUUCCGAAAUGUCAAGAAUGUUCAUAUAUUGCACUAUCUGAGUCCCUUCUAAUAAAACAUCAAAUUAGUCACAAACAUCGACCAACAACACUAAGUUUACAAAAAUUUACUACUGAAUCAAUAAAAUGCGUGCAAUGUGAAAAAGAUUUCACUGAUGUAACAGAAUUAGCAUUACAUGAAAUAACUAGUGGCCACGGAACUUCCUUAAAGAAUAAAAAAAAAAAACAUUACUGUACGUAUUGUGGUAAACAAUUUUUAAAAAUAAAUAACUUAAAAAUUCAUAUCGAUUGUCAACAUAAAAAUAUACAAAAAAUUGAAGAUUGUUCGAAUAUACCAACUCUUUCAGAACCAUCAUCUGAAGCCGAAUCUCUUAGUAAUGUAGCUAGUGGUAUAGCAACUUCACUCGGUGUUGGAGAUGUUUUACAAUCAACCGAUGCUAAUGAAAAACAAUUUGAAAAAUCACAAAUAAAUUCCACAUAUAUUAAAAACUUUGAAUUUGAAGAUCAACAUAUGGUUAUGUUAAUAAACGAUGAAAAUUAUCAGGGACAGAGUUUUAAAAAUGAAUAUCCUCUAAAUAUUUCAACAAAUGAUGAAAUCGUCGUUAGAAAUCCUGAUGGAGAGUUAGUUGUUUAUAUACAAAAUACUAGUAACAUUGAAUCUUCCCGGAAAUUGAAAACAAAUGCUACACAUGAAAAUUAUAAGUAUUUGAAAAAUAAUGAUGAAAUUGUUGAAGUUGUAGAGGAAUUAGAAGAUAUAGAAGAUGUAAAACAAGAAUUAGAGUAUAAGAAAAUUAAAACAACUCAUGUUUUUAAUAAAGAGGAAAAACAAUUAUGUUGUGUUGAGCAUAUUUUAACUUCUGAAAGUAUAAAAACUAAUUCAAUUGCAACAGAAGAAGUAAUUCAAUACGUUGAAGAAGAAACAGAAAUUUUGGAAUAUGAGACUUCUACUAAUAUUUGAAAAAAAAUUAAUUUAUCUAGAAUAUUAAAUAUUUAAAUGGUAAAUUAGAAGAA
Messenger RNA from Ceratosolen solmsi marchali, 2539 nucleotides. RefSeq names its product centrosome-associated zinc finger protein CP190 (gene Cp190). Gene Ontology annotation, biological process: regulation of transcription by RNA polymerase II. Gene Ontology annotation, molecular function: DNA-binding transcription factor activity, RNA polymerase II-specific; protein binding. The transcript has 4 exons. The record is from RefSeq and is a predicted model, not a curated record. Bases 45 to 2486 code for a protein of 813 amino acids. Lineage: Eukaryota; Metazoa; Arthropoda; Insecta; Hymenoptera; Agaonidae. Gene Ontology annotation, cellular component: nucleus.